Molecule: messenger RNA, 717 nt
Organism: Trichoderma gamsii
Lineage: Eukaryota; Fungi; Ascomycota; Sordariomycetes; Hypocreales; Hypocreaceae
Exons: 1
Coding region: 1-717 (238 amino acids)
Source: RefSeq, a predicted model, not a curated record
AUGACGCUUUCUCUACCUCUUGCUAUCGCCCUGGGCGCGCUGAUGAUCGAUGGCAUCCUCGAGCUGUCUUUCAUUACCAGCAUGGUGGCUUGGCUUCAUCAAACCGCCAGUGGUACUUUCACGGUCAACUUUGACGGCUCGACUUUCGAACUCUACGGCGAACCGAAACAUUUCUUAGUCGACCAAGGCCACACCAGCAACGGCGCCGCGGGAACAGCAAUUAUCCUGAUUGGCUUCGGAGGCAUCGUCACUCUUUUUCUCAGAAACCGCCCUCACAUCCUCGGCCAGAAAUUCACGUCCUUCAUCUACGGUCUAUGGCUUACCAUUCUCGUUCUCGGCCUGACUCUCACUCUCGCCGCCCUCGCUUACGUCUUCGCCGUUACAAACUCGCACAAGGGGCAGACGAUUGACGUCAAAGUCGCCUCGACAACUGGCAACCACAAAUAUGCCCUCGAUACGUGGACACCUCAGAACUGGUUCCCUGCAGUGCUCAAGCUGGACCUGGCAAACGAAAGCCAGAGGAAGGACAUUGCAAACCACCUGCGAGUCAUGCGCGGAUGGCAGUACAACUUGAUUCCGAUGUUCUUGAUUCAGCUUACGACUACUGUUUUGGCCUUCUUGGAGUUUUUGCAGAGACGACGAUCAGGGCCUUCUCUUGUUGCAUAUGGAGCCGUGGACCGAAACAGCGCAGAGCAAAAGAUGGUCGCGACUCCUUGA